AUGGUCAAAGAGCUCCCUUUCGCUGAUAUCAAAGUCCCCAUUCCCGGGUUUGGUGCCAUGGGCAUCAACUUCGGCUUGGGCAACAAUCUCACGUUUGAUGAGGCUGAGCCGGUGCUUCUCCAAGCUGUUGAACUGGGAUGCACCUUUUGGGAUACCGCCGUGGUAUACCAGGCUGGUAUCAAUGAGAAGCUCCUGGGUGAUUUCAUCAGGAAGCACAACGUUCGAGACAAGAUCUUCAUUGCUUCCAAGUGUGGCGUGGACAUCUUUGGUGAUGGAAGUAUCACGAACAAGGCCACCCACAUCAAGGAGUACAUCGAGGGCACUAUUGAGAGGCUCGGAUUUACUCCAGACCUCUACUACCUACACCGAAUUGAUCCUAAUACUCCAUUGGAGGAAUCAAUCCCCGCCCUUGAUGAGAUUCUCAGAGCUGGUAAGACCAAGUAUAUAGGCUUAUCCGAGUGCUCCGCGGCGACCCUUCGCAAGGCCAAUUCGAUUGCCAAGAUCGAUGCCAUCCAGGCAGAAUAUUCUGCAUUCGAGACUGUCCACGAAACCAAUGGGCUUAUUGAUACGGCCAAGGAGUUGGGGGUUGCUUUUGUAGCCUAUGGUCCAUUGGGCCAUGGCUGGCUCGCAGAUGACUUUCCAUACAACACUCCAGAUGACUUUGCGCCAGAUGACUAUCGACGAACUUGCAACCUCCACACCAUCAGCGCCACGGUGACUCAAAUCGCGCUUGCUUGGGUUGCCAUGCAAGGUAUGAUUGCGAUUCCGGGCACGACGAAGCCGAAGCGGAUGGAAGAGAAUUUCGUCUCGAGAGACAUUGAGUUUACUGAUGAAGAGUUGAAGGAGAUAAGGCGGAUUGUUGACACGAUUAAGCCGCAUGGAAAUAGACGCAGUGAGUGGGAUGAAGCUACUAUUGGACAUUAG
Molecule: messenger RNA, 924 nt
Organism: Fusarium vanettenii 77-13-4
Lineage: Eukaryota; Fungi; Ascomycota; Sordariomycetes; Hypocreales; Nectriaceae
Exons: 8
Coding region: 1-924 (307 amino acids)
Cellular component (GO): cytoplasm
Source: RefSeq, a predicted model, not a curated record